UUUAGUAUAGCCAAAACGUAUUUGUGAAUCCUGACCAUUUUAUUCAUAAACAUCGAAAUGCCAAAAGUGAAAAGAAGCAGAAAACCCCCACCAGAUGGAUGGGAAUUGAUAGAACCUACAAUAGACGAGUUGGACCAAAAGAUGAGAGAAGCUGAAACAGAUCCACAUGAAGGAAAAAGAAAAGUUGAAGCAUUGUGGCCAAUCUUUAGACUACAUCAUCAGAAAUCACGAUACAUAUAUGAUUUAUUUUACCGCAGGAAAGCGAUCAGUAGAGAGCUAUAUGAUUAUUGUUUAAAAGAAAACAUUGCAGAUAAAAAUUUGAUCGCAAAAUGGAAAAAACAGGGAUAUGAAAAUUUAUGCUGUUUACGUUGUAUACAGACUAGAGACACAAACUUUGCAACAAACUGCAUUUGUAGAGUCCCAAAGUCUAAACUGGAAGCAGGCAAGAUUGUUGAAUGUAUACACUGUGGUUGUCGUGGAUGUUCAGGUUGAAACCUUUGUAAAGAAGGCAUAGAAUUUACUUCUGUGACAUUGAAAAGAGAGAGUAAUCUACAGAAAAAAACAGAUUUGACAGUUUCACUGAUUUAUGUUAUGUAUGGUGUGAGAUACAUUAUCAUGCAGUAUUAUGUUUCUGCAGAUAAUAAUGAUUUAUAAAACUAAUCCACUUCUUAAAUAGGAUAUUAAGUGCAUAUAAGCAUUUUGAAUAAUUUAAAAGGAAUAUUGUGGUCUCUUCAGUCAUUAUUUUUGUAAAAACUUGUUGAAUCUGUCAACUUUUUGUAGUUUUGCCUUAAAAACUGAUUGAUUAUGCAUUGUUUUUUUGUUAAUUAACUAAUUAUUAGGCAUAUCAAUGCUUCCGUUAAUUAAUUAAUGUAAUUAUGUUUGAUACAUAGAUCAAUAGGGAUUGCUCAUGUUUAUAAAAAAGUUACCGCUUACUUCUAAAUUACUACAAUUUUAAUGGCUUCAGGGAAAGAUUGGUAACAUUGGAUCAUAUUUGCAAAUGAAAUGAUGGUAUAUUAGUAGUGGAUUUAUUAAACAUAUUAAAGAGGAUGGUUUUUCAUGUAUUUAAAUUUUAGAGAACAAUUUGAAAAGAAUCAACCUUUUUUAGUCCAAAUGUUAUGCUACUGAAGGAUUACAAUUUCAUUUUGAAUUAGUUUUAAUGUUCAUACAUGUCAUAGUAGAACAUAAAAUGAUUUUUCAGUUAUAAAACAUUUGAUGGAUAUCGUUUUAAGGCUAAGAAAGACAUGUUUCUGUUUCUGGUUAUGAACAUGAAAAUGAAAAAUCCGUACAACUAUGUUGGUCAUAUUAUUUUUCCGAAAACCAAUUUCAUUUAAACUGGAGUAUUGUAUUUGUAUAAUUUAAAUAUAGAAUAGAAGUCUAAGGAAUAGAUAGUAAAUUUUCAAGAUACAAUUUUUGUUUUAAAUUUUAGAAUACUUGCAUGGGAAAAGGCAGCGACUCAAUAAGUAGGUCAGACAUUGUUUUCUGUCAAUGCAAGUCUUAUUGGAAGAUCAUGUUCUGAUGUAAAUAAAGUGAUAAGGUCUGAUACCAGAAACAUAACAUUUUUAGUGUUUGCCAAAGUCAAUUCUAUCAAAUUAUUAUUUUUAUGUGGUAAUUUGCUUACUUUGAAUAUAUUUCAUGAUUUUUUGAUGAUAUAGUUUAUAGUUUCAUCAGAUGGUCCAUUCCAUUUGUGUUUUACUUGUCUUCAAUGUAGUAUGACAUCUCCUUCAGCAUAUACAUUUCAUUUUUUGUGUUUAUAUGUAAAUGAUUUUGUAAAUAAACGAAUAUAAUUCACAGA
Molecule: messenger RNA, 1792 nt
Organism: Mytilus californianus (California mussel)
Lineage: Eukaryota; Metazoa; Mollusca; Bivalvia; Mytilida; Mytilidae
Product: protein BUD31 homolog
Exons: 4
Coding region: 58-492 (144 amino acids)
Biological process (GO): mRNA splicing, via spliceosome
Cellular component (GO): nucleus; spliceosomal complex
Source: RefSeq, a predicted model, not a curated record